CAAUCAUCGUAGUCGAUUGUGUUACUGUUGAUUAGUGCUUUAAAAAAUAAACAAAUAUUUUUAACCAUACCAUUUAUUUAUUUAUUAUUUAAAAGCACAAAUGAGAAACGUAUCGAUUUUCCUAUUUUUUUUUGAUAGACUGCGAAAUACUUCUGGUUAAGAAAAAUAUGUGAAAAUCAAAUUAUUCUGUUAUAAUCCCCGAGUGAAUUGAAUGAAAACAUGGCCACAAUGGACUAUUACGAAGACGAAGGAAUUCCUAUAUGGCAGGAACCCCGAUGUGAACCUCUAGGGGCAGCUAAAGAAAAUCUUUGUGAAGAAACCGCAGCUGAACAGACGUCCGGAGACAGGAUCCAUGCCUUAGAAGAAGAACAAGAAAUUUUAUCCUCAUCUGUUUUCUCAUUAUCAUCUCACCUUGCUCAGGUGGAGUUCCGGUUACGACAAAUAUUGAAAGCUCCUCCAGAAGAAAAAGAUGCUAUGCUACAAGCACUUGAAGAGUUUACGUCGCGAGCGGUCGAUUCAAGGACUGCGCCUCAAGGCAGUGCAAGUGAAGGUGCAUGUCUGGAAUGUGCCGAGCUAGAGAGAAAAAUCCACAGUCAAAGGGCUAAGCAAUCAAGAUUUAUUGAAAGACUUAAACUACAACUCAAAGAACUUGAACUGUUCACGGCAGACUCUUCAAAACAUGAUGAUAUAAAACAUAGGUCUCUCAUAGAGCACCUUCGAACUGAAAUUGAUAAAAGUCUAGUAGAAGGAUGCCACCAGCCUCUAACUACAGAAGAACUAAAGCAUCAAAUUGAUUGUGCUGUUCGCCAAUAUGCUGACAAACAGCUCUCUAAAGAUGAAAUCAUUAGCAAACUUCAGAGCCAUAUUGAUGAUAUGCAAAAAUUUAUAAAACUUAUGAAAAAUGAUAAUCUAAGUAAGCCUCAAACAAGUAAUACAGAGCCAAAAAAAGUUGGUAAGCCUAAUACAUUUGAUAAACACUUUAGUAAGAAUAAAGUUAAUGAUGAGCUUAAAGCUGAAACAAUCAACUUGAUGAGGAAGGCAUCAACGUUAAUACAAAUAUUUACUGUUUCACAAUUUGGUUGUUCACCAAAUACAAAUAAAAGGUAUGAGAGAAAGUCUAAUGUUACACAUUGGGGUAAUUUAAGAGCCAAAUUAGAAAUGUCUAUAGAUGCUGUUCUACACAUUGUAUCAAGAGAGAGGCCUCAUACUCUAAUAGAUAGCUAUGAUAGUGAAUCUGAGGAAGGUGGUGUAGUUAUAAAUGAUGCCCCUCUAACUACAGCAGUGCGUCGUCAUUUAGCUAUUAAUUUGCGUGAUCUUCUCCAACAUGGUUUAGUUGGUCAUGAAACAACAUCUCUUGUACCUUUGAUUGGCUGUUUUCCAGUUCGUAGAUCAUCAACAUCCCAAAAUAUACAUAUAUGGGAAGUUAUACUGCGAUAUUAUGACUUAAACGAUGGAGAUAGAUUCAACUCAACCCCAGCUAGAAAACUAAGUCAGAGCUUUAAUUUGGAUAUAGUUGGGGGAACAGCAAUCACAAAUAAACAGAGCUUAUUAAGUGCUAUUGGAGGUAUACUGGCAACACACACACCAUACAAAAGAAGUUUUGAUGCUCAUUUUAAAGCAUUUGUGUGUGCAGCUCUUAACACACAUAAACUUGUAUUAUGGUUAAACAUAAUUUUAAAAUGUAGGUCACUUAUUGAUUAUUACUACUCGUCUACUAGCUAUAUUGUAAAUACUGGAUUCCAAGAUGCCUUACAGAGCCUCGAUCAGUUAACUCCAUAUGACUUUGACCUCCCCGUUGAUCUUGCAGUGAAACAGUUUCAAAAUAUAAAAGAUGUGUUUAUGUAAUUAGCUGUAAGCCUCUUGCCUUCCGAUUAGUUUACGCUUAAAAAUGUAUGAAUUCUAGUCUUUUUUUUAAAGUUCAGCGGCUAAUUGUUAAUUAAAAUGGCCUAUUAUUGUUAAGAUAUAUCAAAGCUUUCUCAUAGGUUUAGUAUUUACAAAAUUAUCUAUAUCCCUCUCUUGUGAUGCAUUGUUACAGCAAAAAUUAAGAAUAUUAAUGGUUUAAAUAAUGCUAUUUUAAAAUACCAUAUAACAUGGAUGGAUACAAUUGUAUUUAAUGAUCUUAUAUAUGAGAAGUUGUCUGUUAUAUAUUGUGUUGUCUUGUUAUGAUAUACAUUACUCUUGAAUUUUUAAUACCUUAUUCAUAAAAACUAAAUCAGUUGCACUAUUUUUAAUAAAGUAUGCAUCUAUCUUUUCAUCA
Messenger RNA from Pieris brassicae (large cabbage white), 2257 nucleotides. Its product is annotated as RUN domain-containing protein 1. The record is from RefSeq and is a predicted model, not a curated record. Lineage: Eukaryota; Metazoa; Arthropoda; Insecta; Lepidoptera; Pieridae. The transcript has a single exon. Bases 220 to 1845 code for a protein of 541 amino acids.